Molecule: messenger RNA, 1149 nt
Organism: Penicillium verrucosum
Lineage: Eukaryota; Fungi; Ascomycota; Eurotiomycetes; Eurotiales; Aspergillaceae
Exons: 1
Coding region: 1-1149 (382 amino acids)
Molecular function (GO): protein binding
Source: RefSeq, a predicted model, not a curated record
AUGUCUGAUCGAAUUCUGACCGACCUUCCGCUCGAGAUCUUCUGGCUCAUUGUAGAGAACCUUGAGUGCGAGGAAGACGUCAACGCUCUAUCCCAAGUGAAUCGUGGUCUUUACAAUCUUCUCAAUCCAUAUCUGUACCGCAUUAAUGUCGACAACAGUUACAAUCCUGCCAUUGCUUGGGGCGCCUACCACGGCCAAGAAGCAACCAUUCGAAAAUCCAUAGAGCAGGGCGCCCAGACAUGGUUUACCUUUGACGAAUGUUACUCACCAGAGCCCAUAACCCUUGCAGCACUCCGUGGCCACGCAAAUAUCAUCAAGCUGCUUCUCGACUAUGGAACUGACCCGAUGUACUUAUGGGAAAAUGAUGACGAUGGAACAGAGUCGUGGUUCAUAAUGGACUGGGAGUAUUUUGAGUUGUCCUCAAUCCGAGACUGGCCUCCCUGGACAGCGGCGCUUGCGACCGACCACGCAGAAGCCUUGCAAGUCUUGAUUGAGAGGAUUCGAUUCGUCCCGCGCCCCUGGGACUUUUUCAACGCUUCCAAAGAAGGCUGCUUUGAGACCCUCAAAGGCCUUGUGAGAGCUUGUCCCGAAUGGGCAGAUCUUGCUCAAUCCAACUACUCCACUAUCUUGGGACUGGCAAUCAAUGCAUCAUGGCACAACCUCGAUAUCGCGCGCUUCCUUGUCGAUUCAGGAUCCCCAAUCAACAACAUAGAUGCCAAUCAACACACCCCGUUGGCCAUGGCGGCGGAUACUGGGAAUAUUGAGACAGUUCAAUUUUUGCUGGACCGUGGAGCCGAUCCCGAUCCCGAUUCAACCCCACUGUGGCCAUUAAGGUUUGCCGCAGAAAGGGGCCAUAUGGAAGUCGCAGAACUGUUGAUGGAAAAUAUUGACGUCCAAAGCAAGAUUACAGGUGGUGGGUAUCACCAAUUUUGGCUACUUUACUCGGCGGCAGCCUGUGGCUUUGAGAAGCUUGUGCGGGCUUGUCUGGAUGCUGGAUGCAAUGCAAAUGCCAGACUGUAUGUGGAGUCUUGUCCUUUCAGCGUGGAUGCUACGAACCGAACAUCUGACGGCGGGUAUCAUUUGGCGCCGCUAGACUGGGCCCGUGCAAGAGGACACUCUGCAGUUGUGCAUCUUCUUGAGAACGACUAA